Iphiclides podalirius (scarce swallowtail) is the source of this 453-nucleotide messenger RNA. NCBI's taxonomy places the organism in Eukaryota, Metazoa, Arthropoda, Insecta, Lepidoptera, Papilionidae. The record is from the annotation of a GenBank genome assembly.
AUGACGAGCCCUCAAGAUAGUGUCCGCCAGAUAGCCACGGACGCGCCGAGCCGGGGGCUGUUUGCUUUCACGCGCCAGGCCACAUUCCUCGACGUAUUUAUAGCUUACGACCAGAGGUGCACCCACGUCGGGCCUUUGGGGCCAUUUAAAUUGCGCGACCACCGCUAUUUGAUCCGCGGCGCAGCGCGAUACGCCUUAAGCCGCACCGUAAAAAUCAAUUCGCCGGGAUCAAGUUAUACCCGCCGCUACAGCACAAUGGGCCCUAUUGAAAAUUGGUACCCGGCCAUAAACGCCGCCUACAAUGGGACGCACAGCUCUCCGGGAUUGUUCGCCUGCAUAAGGCCGGGGGCGUGGGGCACUAAACGACAAGGCUACCAGAUGGCAUUUCGAAUGGCACGGCGGCGUCGUGUUGUCGCCGGCGGGUCAGCUAUCGGCACGUUCCCAUUACCAACC